AAAAGUAGUACGGAUAUUGAAACUGUUUGACAUCAUUAAAAUCUCCGAGCCAGUGUAGGAGGACCGGAAGUGGCAGUUGGUAGGCAGUUAGGGAAAAAGGGCUUAGGCCAUUGCGUUUGGAUUUUAAUAACCAAACCGGACAAACGUAGAUUAGAUUAGACCAAACAAACUUAAGUAAGCGGUAUCGGCGUACGUUAGUCUCUUCCAGGCUUAAAUAAUCUGUUCCCAGGCUAACCCUUGAAACCCUCUCCAGCACCCUACCACAACCGUUAUUCCAUCAGAUCCUCUGACAUGGACCCACUCUUUGACCGAAUCAACGUCCGCGAUCUUCUCUCCGGUCACGACCUCUCGGACCCUUCGACGCCACUAUCCGCACCGGAUCUCCGCCUCAUCAUCGGCCGCCUCGAAUCCCACUCUCUUCAUAUCAAAUCAAAAGUCCGUUCUUACCUCCUUUCUCACCGCGAAGACUUUGCCUCACUCUUCUCCCAGUGCAACGAUGCCGUUUUCAAGACUAACGAAAUCUCUGACAACGUCUCCGGUAUUCUUUCGUUGAUCUCCGACCGCCCCAUCGAUGUCGAGAUCCGUAAGUUGGUUGAUGAGAUUGGGAGGACAACGAAGGAGGCUAGGGAAAAGAGGGAGAUGUUAGGGUUGUUGAAGAUAAUCGUAGGGAUCUGCGAGAGGUUAGAAGGCGCCAGAUCAGCUUUUAGUGAUGGACGACUCAGAUUUGCCGCCGAGGAAGUUAAAGAGUUGAAGAAGGCUUUGAGGAUUGGCGAUGAAGAAGAAGGAGAGCCUAUCGUGUAUGGUUUGCUGCGGAAACAGUGGGCGGAUUUUUUCGAUGAGAUGCAAGACUUGUUUUCCAAGUUCAUGGAAAAUGCAGUUCGGUUCGAGCAGGAUUCUAGAACAAUUAGAGUGAAAUACAAAUUAUGUGUUGAUAAAAUGGAUGGGAUUGAACUUCAUACGGUCAUGGAAGCAAUGGAUGUUGCUGGAAUUCUGGAUUAUUGUCUUGCUAAAGCAGCUGACUUGAUAAUUAAGCAUGCCAUCACUCCAGCUGUAAGCUAUGGAUCACCUGUAAUGUUUGCAGAAGAUGUAAAUCAAGGUUCCGAAGGAAUCUCAGAAACAGUACUGAAGAUAUUACCUUCACAAGAUUGCAAGAUUGUAGAUGUGGAUGGAGAUGCUAUCUAUGCAAGAGUUAUUCAAGUCAUCAAGUUUAUUUUCAAGCAUAUAUGCUUUGAGAAUGGUUCAUGGAUUCGUUCUUUUGGAAGGUUAACUUGGCCAAGGAUAUCAGAUAUUAUCAUCUCAAAGUUUCUUUCAAAGGUUGUUCCAGAAGAUGCUUCCAAACUUGUGGACUUUCAGAAGAUAGUCAAGUGUACAUCAGAAUUUGAGUUCUCUUUAAAGGAAAUGAUGUUCAUAUCAGCAUCCGAUGGCAAAGAUUACAGGUUGAGCAGUUUUUCUGAAAAUGUUGAGGUUCACUUUGCAUUUAGGAAGAAAACAGAAAUCUUGGGAAAAGCUAGAAAUUCACUCCUUCAAUGUGAUUUCUCUCUUCCUCAAGAUUACACUUCCAAAGGCCCUUUACUGAAGAACGAUGGAAUGGCUAUAAAUUCUUCCAACCAAGUUGUUGAUUUGAUUUUUUCAUCUGAGAGGUGUGUGGUAUCAAAAGCAGCCUCCCAACUGAUGGAGCUCGUGCAUCAGACACUUCAGGAUGUUUGCUUGUCAUCUGCAAGAGUUGCUUUGGAAUUCUAUCAUGCUGUAAGAGAUGCUAUACUUCUUUAUGAAGCUGUUAUUCCUGUCAAGUUAGAAAGGCAGCUUGAUGGUAUCAACCAGGUUGCUAUUCUCAUGUACAAUGAUUGUCUUUUUUUAUCUCAGGAGAUACUUGGGCUUGCAUUUGAGUAUCGCACAGACUUUCCAGAUUCUAUUAAAGAACAUGCUGUAUUUGCUGAUAUGGCUCCAAGAUUUCAUCUCAUGGCUGAAGAAAUACUGCAGAGGCAAAUCCGGAUUGUUAUUUUUAAUCUGAGAGAGGCCAUAGAUGGUGCUGACGGAUUUCAAAAUACCCAUCAAAUGCAACAAUUUGAAUCUGCUAAAUUCAGCAUAGAUCAGGCUGUUUUUAUUCUUGAGAAAGUACAUAUAAUAUGGGAGCCACUGUUACGGCCUUCGACUUAUAAGAGAAGUAUGUGCAUGGUUUUAGAGUCCGUCUUCUCUAGAAUCACUAAAGACAUACUUUUGCUUGAUGAUCUGGCUGCGGAAGAAACAUUACAGCUCCAAAGACUAAUCCAUAUGAUGCUGGACAACCUAUCUUCUUUAUUGAAGUCUCUGAUUUCUGCUUUUGACUCUAAUGCAAAGUCAGAAGAAGAUACCAGCCGUCCUAUAGAUGAUCUUAUACCAUCUUUACGAAAAAUUCGCAAACUAGGAGAAUUGUUAGAUAUGCCUUUAAAAUCAAUCACCUCAGCGUGGGAAAGUGGAGAACUUAUGAGCUGUGGUUUUACAAUACUAGAGUUGAAAGACUUCAUCAGAGCAAUAUUCGCAGACUCAACUUUGAGAAAAGAAUGCAUAUGGCGUAUAGAAAAUGUGAGUUUGUAUUAGGAGUUUUACAGUCUCCUUGGACUUUCGUGAUCCCCACUCUACUAAUAUUAAAAAAAAAGAAGUUUUUUUUAUGUAUAACUACCCUAAGUUAAGGUUUUUAAAAAGGAAAAAAAGAAAGUAAUAAUUUUGUUUGCCUUGCAAUUUUUUUUUUUGGCCAUUCCUUGCAAUUUAAUUAGAUUCUAACUUUUUUUUUCUUUUCUGUAUUGUAUUGUAAAUCAUGAUUGGUAACUUUAUGAUAUCUCCUACGAGUCAUACUUUUAGUCUAGAACAA
Molecule: messenger RNA, 2848 nt
Organism: Gossypium arboreum
Lineage: Eukaryota; Viridiplantae; Streptophyta; Magnoliopsida; Malvales; Malvaceae
Product: centromere/kinetochore protein zw10 homolog
Exons: 14
Coding region: 292-2577 (761 amino acids)
Biological process (GO): mitotic cell cycle; endoplasmic reticulum to Golgi vesicle-mediated transport; mitotic spindle assembly checkpoint signaling
Cellular component (GO): nucleus; RZZ complex; chromosome, centromeric region
Source: RefSeq, a predicted model, not a curated record